UGGGAGAGGCUAAAACUAGUUAGAUUUAUGUGGAGGGGAGAUUCAUUUGGGAAGGGAUUCUGGCUGCCCUGGGAGCUACUGCAUGUCAGGCUCACUCUCAGGGCUCUGGUGACUUGUAGAUAACAGGAUUGUUCUGGUGGUUCUCUUCUAUAACGGUCAAAAUGGUGAUCAAAGUCUUUGUAGCCACAUCCUCUGGGUCUACAGCGAUUAAGAAGAAACAGCAAGAAGUAGUGGGCUUCUUAGAGGCCAACAAGAUUGACUUUAAGCAAAUGGACAUAGCUGGUGAUGAGGACAACAGGAAAUGGAUGAGAGAGAACGUCCCAGGUGAAAAGAAGCCACAAAAUGGAAUCCCCCUCCCUCCACAGAUCUUCAAUGAGGAGCAGUACUGUGGGGACUUUGAAUCCUUCUUCUCUGCCAAGGAAGAAAACAUUAUUUAUUCAUUCCUGGGUCUGGCACCUCCUCCAGGUACAAAGGAGGUGAAAACUGCUGAAGAGACAUCAAACCUUCCAAACGGUGAAGUUUCGGGUGAAGAGCACAAAGUUGUGGAAGAGACUGAAAAGUCUGAAGUAACUGAAGAAAAUGAGGCACACACAGAAGACAAUGUAGAUGCAGUCGCUAAUUCUAUUGAACUGCCAUCAGAAGAGCAACAGGAAGAGAAAGAAGAAGAAGAACAGGAGGAAGAGGAAGAAUCUUAG
Chelonoidis abingdonii (Abingdon island giant tortoise) is the source of this 695-nucleotide messenger RNA. Lineage: Eukaryota; Metazoa; Chordata; Testudines; Testudinidae. The record is from RefSeq and is a predicted model, not a curated record.